Molecule: messenger RNA, 852 nt
Organism: Lasiodiplodia theobromae
Lineage: Eukaryota; Fungi; Ascomycota; Dothideomycetes; Botryosphaeriales; Botryosphaeriaceae
Exons: 2
Coding region: 1-852 (283 amino acids)
Source: RefSeq, a predicted model, not a curated record
AUGAUUGAACUGGCCGAGGAUCAAACGGAAUAUGUCGCUCUAAGUUAUGUCUGGGGGAAGUAUGGCGUAUCCGAGAACGCUGCCAUUCUCAACGAAGCCGACGCAUUCGCCCAACCCCAGCCUGCCAACAAGAAAACAUUCCCGAGAGAGCUACCCCGCAAACUGGACCUCACCAUCGAAGAUGCAAUUCAAGUAACUUUGGAAAUGGGAUUUUCCUUCCUCUGGGUCGACAAAUAUUGCAUCGAUGAAAACAACCCCGCGGAGAAAAAACGGCACAUCCGCAAUAUGGACUCCAUUUACCAGGAUGCCGCCUUCACAAUCAUCGCCGCAGCCGGAGACGACGCCGACUACGGCCUUCCGGGCGUGAGCACGCGCCCUCGGACCUCGCGGACGAGCUGCAGGGUCGAAAACUUCCUCGUUCUCAGCGGCGGCCUCCACAACAACAACGGCGGCACGGAGACGACGGAGUACCGGCCCAACCAGACCGACGUCCUAUCGCAGUCCAAGUGGAACUCCAGAGCGUGGACGUACCAAGAAGGCUUGCUCUCGCGGAGGUGCCUCGUUUUCACCGACGAACAGGCAUCCUUCGCGUGCCGGCUGAUGAUGGUCGCGGACGGAUCGGAGACGCGGCCGACCCCGGGCUUCUCAUUGGAGAAGCAGCUGCACUCGGGCUUCCUGUGGCAGGAAAUCGCUGCUGUUGGAAUCGGGGGUCGUCCUGCGGAGAUCGCGUCCCGGAUCUAUGAGUAUAGCCAGAGGCAGUUGACGCGGCCUGAAGACAUCCUCAAUGCUUUUUCGGGGAUCUUGAGAGCUUUUGAGAAGAUGGAUCCGCCGACGUCGUUCUUCUGGGCCUGA